AUGAGAAGCACUCUCCUUUCAAUCGUUCUCGCCGCUGUAUCCAUCACCCAGAUCAUCGCAACCCCAGAAACUACGAAUACAGCCACCUCCGGAUCUGCUCAGACGAUCGAUGAUGCAACCGUCCUGAAUUUUGCUCUCACCUUGGAGCAUUUGGAAAAGGAGUUCUACGCCGGAGCCCUCGCUAAAUUCGACCAGAAUGCUUUCCUCGCUGCUGGUUUGCCUCCCUGGGCACGUGGGCGCUUCUCACAGAUCGCAGACCACGAAAAGACGCAUGUCGAUUUCUUGAGCAAGGCUUUGGGGGAUAAAGCCGUUCAGGCGUGUACUUACAACUUCCCGUACAAUGACCCGCGCUCGUUCGCCGCUCUGAGCCAAAUCCUGGAAGGUGUCGGUGUAUCUGCUUACACCGGUGCUGCGCAUCUGAUUAACAACAAGGAUUACCUUACGGCGGCUGCCUCGAUUCUUGCUACCGAAUCCCGCCACGCCGCCUUUGUUUCGUCCGCCGUCAACAGGAUGAGUGCAUGGAACGGCGCCUUCGAUAUCCCGCUCAGCCUGAACGAAGUAUACACCCUCGCUGCGAAUUUCAUCGUUUCCUGUCCUUCCACAAACGCGGCUCUCCCUGUCAAGGCCUUCCCUGCACUUUCAAUCCAACUGACUGCGCCAGGAGAGACUGCCGCCGUCUCUGCGCCCUCGGCAGUGUCUCCGCCAACGUACAUCGUGUUUUUCAGCGGACUGGAUAAAAUCUUUGUCAAAAUCAUGGAUGGAAAAGUCUCCAUCCCCAAGGACCUAGCGGAGACUGUAUAUGCUGUUGCGACCACCAGCGACAGCGCGGCCACGGAUGAUACCAUUGUCGCUGGACCUGCCAUUUUGAUGUACCCCAAGGAUUCGAACAACUCUCUGAUGGCAAAGAAAGCUUAG
This is a messenger RNA of Psilocybe cubensis, 915 nucleotides long. RefSeq lists its product as uncharacterized. Bases 1 to 915 code for a protein of 304 amino acids. The transcript is spliced from 5 exons. Lineage: Eukaryota; Fungi; Basidiomycota; Agaricomycetes; Agaricales; Agrocybaceae. The record is from RefSeq and is a predicted model, not a curated record.